AUGGAGCAGAUGCUGAGCUCGUUCCAGAGCGACCUGAGCAGCCUGAGCUGGGAGAUCCGGGCUCUCCAGGACCAAUCCGUGGCCAUGAACCUCCGGCUGCGCAACCGUCGGGAAAUCCGGGAGCGCCUCGGGAGCCUCCUGGACGAGCUCGUCGUGCCCCCCAACAUGAUCAGCGUGAUCCUGGAGGUGCCGGUGACGGAGCCGGAAUUCCUGGAGCAGCUGCGGGAGCUGAACGGGAAGAUCGAGGCGGUGAAGGAACAGGCAUUCCGCGACACCCUCGCCUGUGCCGACGUCCAGCACGUCCUGGAGAAGCUCAAGGUCAAGGCCGUCACCAAAAUCCGGGAAUUCGUCCUGCAGAAGAUUUACUCCUUCCGCAAGCCCAUGACCAACUACCAGAUCCCCCAGAACUCCCUCCUCAAAUACAAGUUUUUCUACCAGUUCCUGCUGGGGAACGAGCGGAACGUGGCGCAGGAAUUACGGGAUCAGUACGUGGAGACCGUCAGCAGGAUCUACUUCUCCUACUUCAAAUCCUACACCGGGCGCCUCAUGAAGAUCCAGUACGAGGAGGUGGCGGAGAAGGACGACCCUGAUGGCGUCGAGUGACAGGGGCCAAGGGGGUUCUUCUCCAAGCCGUCCCUGAAGAACAGGAACACCGUGUUCACCCUCGGCAACCGCGGCAACGUCAUCGCGCCCGCCGAGCUCGAAGGGCCCAUCAUCGUCCAUCAACGGGCAGGCACAGAAGAAGCGACCAUCAGUG
Messenger RNA from Manacus vitellinus (golden-collared manakin), 757 nucleotides. RefSeq names its product VPS52 subunit of GARP complex (gene VPS52). The annotation marks the transcript as partial. NCBI's taxonomy places the organism in Eukaryota, Metazoa, Chordata, Aves, Passeriformes, Pipridae. Gene Ontology annotation, biological process: Golgi to vacuole transport; retrograde transport, endosome to Golgi; endocytic recycling. Gene Ontology annotation, cellular component: GARP complex. The transcript has 6 exons. The record is from RefSeq and is a predicted model, not a curated record. Gene Ontology annotation, molecular function: syntaxin binding.